UUGAAGCACAGCUAAAUUAAGCUUGACAGUUAGCCUGCGAGGGAGCAGGAUAGUUUAGAUGUAAGGUAACUAGUUACUGAGCAGGGACUCUAAACCACAGUAAUUGAACAGAACUCUCACUGUAAUUCGCCAGACUCGAAAUAAGCCUGGAUUUUCCUUUAUCUGCCUUGAUGGAAUACCCCCCAGAACAAUAAUCAAGCAAAGAUAGUUUUGUCAACUUCGAAGGCACUUAAAAUGAAAAUAUAGCGGAGUGCGCAUACGUUUGGAAGUUUCCAUGAUGUCCUCUGAGGAAGAACUGACUUCCUCUACCCCUUCUUUGCCCCCUCCAUCUGCACACUUUGUUGGCAGGAAGGAAGAUUUGGUCCAGGCAAAGCGCGUUACCAGGUUGGUCGGCGGAAGGGAUGUGCUGGUCCUCUGCCACAAGGGCCAGUUCCACGCCAUGGACAUGCGCUGCUACCAUUCCGGUGGGCCACUGCAGGAGGGAGAUAUAGAGGAGUUUGACGGGCGGAUUUGCAUUGUGUGUCCGUGGCACAAGUACAAGAUUACCCUGGCGGAAGGCAAGGGGCUGUACCAGGCGGUGAACCCCUCGGCUACACCCCCCAAACCCACCUGGCGAUCGAAAGGGGUCAAACAGAGGGUUCACAAGGUCACAGAAGUCAACAAAAAUGUGUAUGUCACCAUCAAUGACUCACUAGAUCCCAUUGACUCUGACUUCUACCAGACUGAGAGAUACAGGACCACUAUGAAUAAGGCCCAACCUAAGAAUAAAAAAUGACACGAAGGUGACUCACUGGAGUGUAAGGAUUGUGAUCAGGAUAAAAACCCUGGUAAUUUGUUCUUUAGCAUUUGGGAAUGUUAUAAGGGAGCUACAGGACUAUUUCAACACAAAACUAAAAGCUUCCCUAUCAUCAGCUCAAAGCAUAAUCUGGGUAAGAUAUUUAUGUAUUCUCCAGGGCAGCUGUAUCUCAUAAUUGUCCCCAAAUGUUCAAAACUUUUACAAACAUUUUUCUGAUGAUGCUCUAUUUU
Esox lucius (northern pike) is the source of this 1026-nucleotide messenger RNA. RefSeq names its product Rieske domain-containing protein-like. The coding region runs from base 275 to 775 and encodes 166 amino acids. Lineage: Eukaryota; Metazoa; Chordata; Actinopteri; Esociformes; Esocidae. The transcript is spliced from 4 exons. Gene Ontology annotation, molecular function: 2 iron, 2 sulfur cluster binding. The record is from RefSeq and is a predicted model, not a curated record.